AUUAUGUGAUCGAAGCUGUCGAAUCGCCAAUAUUGGAAGAGCCACGUUUCGACUUUCAACUGUUUGAAUCAAUCGGUUGGCUAAGGAAAACGAUGCACAAACAAACAAGCGGCAUUCGACCACAUGGGAUCUGACCAGACACUUGAUUAGCGUGCACCUAUCAUUGACGAAGAGACCCUAUGAGGAAUGUUCCUAUCUACCCAGUUUCUCCCACUUCGCGACUUCGACGUCAUCACCUCCGCGCUGAAUUUCAGCACGGCCGAGUGCCGCGUUAAGGGAUCAUGCGACUUGUACACCACGAAAGCCGCCGGCUCCGAUAAGAAGCUCUACAAAUCGAUUGAGAACUCCCUAGAGGCUCAACAUGCUGCGCUCAUUAAGUUUGGCGCAUCACUGUCGCCGCCACAGCGAAAGGAGAUGGCUGCAUCGCUUAACCUGUCCCGUUCAAGUCCCUUCGGCAAUCUUAGCGAAGUUUCGAGCCGUCGCACUUUUGCCUACCUCAUUGCGACAUUGAACGCGAGCCACCCUGAUUACGACUUCAGUCAUGUCUUGCGACCGACCGACUUCCGCCGUGAGCGCGAUCUACAACAUGUUAUGGCUAAUAUCGACAAUACGCUGCAUAGUGUGCGCCCUAUCGGUACUUCGCUUCUAUCACCCGAUGCGUCUUCGUCAUACCGUACCUAUAGUAGUUCACCCAUGCCGAACUUAACGAUAGGAAGCGACGCGAUUAGCAAUCCCGUCUGGAGCCCAGGCAUGUGGACCAUGAUUGAUAAAGAGAUGACUCUGAGAGACUGCACCGUAUUCUCGUACCAACCCAUCGAAGAUCCUUUCGACGGUGACGAAGCCGCCAUAUGGCGCAUGCACUAUUUCUUCUUCAACAAGAACAAGAAGCGAGUCGCUUAUCUUUACGUUAGGGGCCUACCGAUACUCAUGAACUCGCCCGCACUCCCACCCCAUCGACGUGGCAGCAAUGGUUUAUCGUCGAAGCGUUACGCUGCGCCGUUGCCGGGUAGCUUAGGCGCGAACAAGCGCGCUAAGUUCUGGCUGGGAGAUCAGCUGGCCAAUCGUAUAGUCGCCGAGGACUACGACGACGAUGACGACGAGUAUGAUGAUGAGAUGGCUCAAUACGAUCCCGAUGAGGACAUAGACAUUGACCCGUUGAAUGACCCUUCCACCGACGAAGAGGAGAGUGAUUCCUACGACGAGAGCGAAGAGAGCGAGGAUGAGGAUGAGCAGGUCGCGCACUCCGUUAGAGGCGUCAGUGAGGACAUCGCGGCGCGAAUGGAGAUGUAAAGGACUCUUCCGGAACAGAUUUCCCGUAUGAUCGUUGUUCGUAACUUAACCCCAUUUUCCAUUGGCAUUGUUUGGCGUUC
Molecule: messenger RNA, 1370 nt
Organism: Annulohypoxylon truncatum
Lineage: Eukaryota; Fungi; Ascomycota; Sordariomycetes; Xylariales; Hypoxylaceae
Product: repressor of RNA polymerase III transcription MAF1
Exons: 3
Coding region: 187-1290 (367 amino acids)
Biological process (GO): negative regulation of transcription by RNA polymerase III
Cellular component (GO): nucleus
Molecular function (GO): RNA polymerase III core binding
Source: RefSeq, a predicted model, not a curated record